Paraglomus brasilianum is the source of this 702-nucleotide messenger RNA. Lineage: Eukaryota; Fungi; Glomeromycota; Glomeromycetes; Paraglomerales; Paraglomeraceae. The record is from the annotation of a GenBank genome assembly.
AUGUCUACUCAAUCGAGUUCUCAAAUUGGUGCCUCAUCUAUUAAUCUUCCAUCGUUAAAGCUCAUUCCCGUAGAACAGUCCGAAGAAAGCAGUAAACAUUUAGGUCAUGGUCAAUGGCUGGAAUUAGAUGAAAUCGAAUAUAUUGUUCCUCAUACGAACGAAAGGAAAGGUUGGGAAGUAUGUAGACGCAAGAAACGCUCGAAACCUACUUCUGAUGCUGUCGAUGCGGUCGACCUACAUGCGAUUAUUCAUUCUUCGGCGUCUCCUCCCACUAUAGUACUAGUCGUUCAAUACCGACCUCCCAUAAAUUGCUACUGUGUUGAGUUUCCAUCAGGCUUGAUCGAUCCCGACGAGACUGUGGAACAAGCAGCACUCAGGGAACUUCGAGAAGAGACAGGAUACACUGGAAUAGUCAAAAGUGUUUCAGACGCCGUCUGUUAUGAACCGGGCUUAACGGAUUCCAAAACCAAAGUUGUGACUGUGGAAAUAAUCAAGUCAUCAUCGCCAGGGGAGAAUGAACUACAAGAAUUGGAUGAUGACGAAUGGAGUUUACAUGUUAUUCAAGUUCCACUGAAUAAUUUAUUUUCCACGCUAACAGAGUUGAAGGCUCGGAAUCCCUCAACUCUUUCAAUCGAUAGUAGACUGUAUGCCUACGCACUUGGAUUACAUACUGCAAGCACACUUCUUUCACCCAGCCAAUAG